AUGGAAUUCAUGUUCCUUGCCUAUCCCUCCCAGUCAGAGCCGUGCGCCUUGGCCUUCCUUGGGGCCAGCCUGGUUUAUAUAUGGGUCAUCACCGGGAACGUCCUCAUUAUGGUGGCCAUCCAGGCCAAAGCCCGCCUCCACACGCCCAUGUACUAUUUCCUGGGCAGCCUCUCUGGAGUAGAAAUCGACUACACAGCUGCAGUGGUGCCCCACCUCCUGGCCAACACCCUGCAGGCAGAGAAGACCAUCACCCUGCUGGGCUGGGCCACUCAGAUGGGCUUCUUCAUCGGACUGGGCGGUGCCGACUGCCUCCUCUUGGCCUCCAUGGCUUUCUGA
This is a messenger RNA of Odocoileus virginianus texanus, 336 nucleotides long. NCBI's taxonomy places the organism in Eukaryota, Metazoa, Chordata, Mammalia, Artiodactyla, Cervidae. The record is from RefSeq and is a predicted model, not a curated record.